AGCCCAUUCGAUGUUUUGUUGAUUCGUUCCGUUUGUGCUGAUGAUCGAAGGACAAAAUGUAAACUUAUUUUUCCAGUUGUCAAAAUCUCGGAUUGUGACGAAAGUGAAACUUUGAAAUAUGUGGAAAAAUACCAAGUUGUUCCACGAUACAUGUCGACAGUGUCGUCGUUCACUGUUUCCCUCUAAUGAACGAGGUAUUCAGUCCACCAGCGUUUCUAAUCGGUUUUGGGAGUCAAGCCCUCGAGGAGAAUACCGAGACCAGAAAAAAUUUGCGAAGGAAUAUGAAAAGGAACAACUCAAAAAACUUUGGGGGCUGAAGGACGGAUUCAGGGAUUUACGAGAUGAGGUCUUCAAAUGGACAAAAGAAGUUAAAGACCAUGUCACGGGUGAUGACAGCCAUUUGUGGGUGAUACACGGGGAUAGAGAUCCAGUGUGGACAUUUAAUAAUAAGAACACACUGUCGCAAUUUCAGGCCUUCUCAGAUAGCGACCAUAACGAAGGGUUUAGCAAAUGUGAGCUAGUCAUGAGUCCAACCGGAAAGGGGCUUUUUCAGGGUUUUGUUAAUACUAGACCUCCGAAAGACGGAAGAGUGAAAUAUGCUGGGUACUGUAUAAUGAAAUCGAAUGACAUUGUGAAAUCCUUCAAGCGUCGGGCACAUAUGGACUGGUCCAAUUAUACUCAUUUGGUGAUGAGAGUAAGAGGCGAUGGCAGAUCCUUUGUGAUUAAUCUUUCCGUUGCUGGAUUUUACGAUAUCACGUGGAACGAUGUGUAUCAUUAUGUUCUUUUUACACGAGGUGGCCCUUAUUGGCAAUUUGUUAAGAUCCCCUUUAGUAAGUUUGUGAUGGCAAGUAAAGGCAGAACACAAGACUUUCAAGAACGGGUACCGCUUACUCAAAUAUCUUCCUUUGGGAUUGCUGCUGCAAAAGUUGACGGUCCGUUUUCUUUAGAAAUUGAUUAUGUAGGAUUAGAAUGUGAUGAAAGUUUUGCAGAAGAAUUUGCUUAUGAGAUGUAUAGAGUUCCCAAAUAUAUAGCAAAUGUAUAGCAUACUAUUUUACCUGUACAUAAGUAUAUCAUGAGUCGAUUAAUCCUUACGAUCUCGCGCAGAUUUAUUUCUCCGCGCAAUAAAGAAAUAUGUGACAAUUAUUGGCA
Molecule: messenger RNA, 1149 nt
Organism: Folsomia candida
Lineage: Eukaryota; Metazoa; Arthropoda; Collembola; Entomobryomorpha; Isotomidae
Gene: CIA30
Product: complex I intermediate-associated protein 30, mitochondrial
Exons: 6
Coding region: 119-1042 (307 amino acids)
Biological process (GO): mitochondrial electron transport, NADH to ubiquinone; mitochondrial respiratory chain complex I assembly
Cellular component (GO): mitochondrion
Source: RefSeq, a predicted model, not a curated record